This is a messenger RNA of Psylliodes chrysocephalus, 717 nucleotides long. The record is from the annotation of a GenBank genome assembly. Lineage: Eukaryota; Metazoa; Arthropoda; Insecta; Coleoptera; Chrysomelidae.
AUGAUAAAAUCAGGAGAAAGCAGCUACGCUAAUUUACUUAAGAAAAUAAAAGAAGAAGUUGACAUUGGAAAAAUAGGUGUCAAAAUCAACAGAAUAAGAAAAACAGGAAAAAGAGAUCUUUUACUCGCGGUAGAGGGAGGGAAGGAUAGGGCUAAUAUACUAGAAAGGGAAAUCAAUACAAAAAUCGAGAACGCUAAUGUUACAACGAAUAAAACUGGAACAACAACCCUUUACAUAAUAGGAAUGGACCUAACGACACAAGAAAGCGAGCUUAAACAAGUAAUAGUUAAAGAGACAAAUAUAAAAGAAGCUGAAAUAGAUAUAAAAGUGAUAAGGAAAGGAAAAUAUGGUGAUCAAACAGAUAUAAUAGAGAUUCCAAGAUUACCGGCAGCUGUAUUAAUAAGGGAAAGAAAAUUAAAAGUCGAAUGGAUAUAUUAUGGCGUUAGAGAAAGAAUACAUGUGGUAAGGUGCUUUAAAUAUCUGGAAUAUGGACACAAAACGUACGAAUGUAUAUCAACGAAAAAUCAAGCAGAAGAAUUCAAUAAAUGUGGACAAACGGGACACAAGAAACCAUUCGGAUCUCGCUACAACUUCGUAGUCCUGUGCAUGCACUCCUGGCUAUCAUCUUCACAAAUACAGAAAAAAUCCGACAAGACUCAUAGACCAUAUACUAAUAUAACUAACGGGUUUCCACUCGGCUGGGGGAUCAGGCAAUAA